UCUCCUUUGAUGAAAGAACAAUAGAAACGGCUUAUCCCUAUUAUUACCGGAGAGGCUGUUUCUAGGACUCCAAUCCAUCCACACCAUUACUGAAGAGGUUGUUUUCGUCACUCUCGUGAAACAAAGAAUAAGUCAUGAUGGGCAAGCAAGCACAUGUAGUGGUUGUUCCAUACCCGGCACAAGGGCAUGUCAUACCUCUCUUGAAGUUAUCACACAAAAUUGCUGAGUAUGGAAUCAAAGUUACAGUUGUUAACACGGAGUUCAUACAUGCCAAGAUCAUGGCUGCUAUGCCAGAUCACAAGGAUGAAGAAUUGCAAAACCGGGUAAGACUUGUUUCGAUUCCUGACGGAUUGGGACCCCGUGAUGAUCAGAGGGACGGUGUUGAAGUAAUGGAGAGUAUCCGGCGAGUCAUGCCGGGUCAUCUUAAGGAUUUCAUUGAAAAGAUUGGCCAAUCAGAGGAGAAGAUGAUUAGGUGUGUCAUAGCAGAUGCAACCCUAGGGUGGAUACUAGAGGUUGCAAAAGAGAUGGGAAUUGAGCAAGCUGUAGUGUGGCCUGCUGGACCAGGGGGUUUACUCUUGCAUCCUCACCUUCCAAAGCUUAUUGAAUUAGGGGUUUUAGAUAUGAAUGUAACUGUUUUGAGAAAUGAGCUCAUCAUCUUGUCAAAGGACGUUCGCUUGGAGCAGCACCGAGUUUAGUUGGUGCAACACAAGUGAUCUCAAAUUACAGAAGAUUUUCUUUGAAAAUGUUCUGUCCAUCAACCAAAGUGUGGAACUCUCUACCUGUCUUAUGUGCAACCCAUUCUAUGAACUCAACUCGUCAAUUUCCCAGUUGGUUCCCAAAAUGUUGCCUGUCGGACCACUACUCACGAGUGAUGAACAGAGGCGUUCUACCGGAAGCUUGAGGCUCCAGGAUUCAAUUUCACAACAGAAGCUAUAUUUGUGAUGUCUGGAAAGUUGGUUUAAGGUUGGAACACGAUGAAAAUAAGAUUGUAUCAAGGCACGAAAUUAAGAACAAGAUUGAGAAAUUGCUUUCUGAUGAUGAUAUGAAAGCAAAUAGUUUGAAGUUGAAGGAAAUUGCUAGAAGGAGCAUUGAGAAAGGUGGAUCUUCUUGUAAGAAUUUAGAAAGAUUUGUCCAAAAUCUGAAACAGUGAUGAAGAUGAUGAUUGAUGCAACUAGUUUUACUGUUUGUUAGACUCUGGCAAUUCAAUGCAUUGUUGUAAAAUCAUGAAUUGAAAUGUUAAUCAUUUUUGUUGAAAUAAGAAAUGAAGUUUUCUAAAAUGCAGAAUGAAAAUAAAAUAAAAUGCCUCAUAAUCCAA
Messenger RNA from Camellia sinensis, 1315 nucleotides. Its product is annotated as UDP-glycosyltransferase 83A1. Gene Ontology annotation, molecular function: quercetin 3-O-glucosyltransferase activity; quercetin 7-O-glucosyltransferase activity. Lineage: Eukaryota; Viridiplantae; Streptophyta; Magnoliopsida; Ericales; Theaceae. The record is from RefSeq and is a predicted model, not a curated record.